GCUUUUAUUUUGUAACGCCCACCGUUGCGUCGCCCGAGAGUGACGCAGUGAGCGCGCGCCUGGACCGAGGGUCACAGCAGACGGCGGUGUGCACGCGCACCGAGAGGCAGACGCACGCGGAGAGACCUUCACCAUCAUCACCAUCACCUGUCCGCUCAGCCGGUGAUCAUCACCAGGACCUGCAGCUCAGCAUGGCGUUGUGUGGUGGAUGCAGGUUUCUGGUUCUGGCCGUGCGGAGCAUGCAUGUUUCGGCCCGGUCCACUCCAGCGCUCGCCCAGGCGGUCAGAGUGUUCUCCUCUUCGUCUCGGGUUUGCUCUCUGGACUCGUUCUCCAUGGGUCAGAUGAAGGUUCCGGCAGGCGGGGUGAAGACCGAGAGGACCUGUCCAUCAGUGGGCAGCGCUCAGAGGAACCUGUCGGCAGUGGCCGUGUCCCUGCAGGGUCAGCGCCGACCCCUCUGCAGGUACGACCUGCUGGACCUGGGAGAGGUGGAGGAAAACACACGCAAAGCGCUCGCCUGUAAACACCUGAGGAGGUUCAUCAUAGACCCCAGCCUGGCCAAACUAGUGGCCGAGCACCUGUCACAGGACAUAGAGGACGGCAAAGCGGUCAUCUUCGAGUGUAAUCCAGGUCCUGGAGUGCUGACCCGCACGCUGCUGAACUGCGGCGCUCAGAGAGUGGUGGCGCUAGAGAGCGAUAAAGCCUUCCUACCUGACCUGCAGGCUCUGGAGAACAAUCUGGACGGCCAGCUGGAGGUGGUCCACUGUGACUUCUUUAAGCUGGACCCCAUCGGCCACGGCAGCAUGAAGCCCCCAGCCAUGUACUCGGAGAAACUCUUCACGGAUCUCGGCAUCUCCGAGGUGCCCUGGACAGCAGAUGUUCCGGUGAAGGUGGUGGGGAUUUUCUCCCAGAGGAACGAGAGGAACAUGCUGUGGAAGCUCGUCUACGCUCUGUUCGAACGCCUGUCCAUCUUCCGCUACGGACGCGUGGAGCUGAUCAUGUUCAUCAGCGAGAAAAACUACUCGAAGCUGGUGGCCCAGCCUGGGAACAAUAAAAGCUACCAGGCCGUGAGCGCGCUCUUCCAGAUGUCCUGCAACAUCGAGCUGCUGCACCAGGAGCCGUGGUCCUCCUUCGUUACCACAUCGAGGAACGGUGGGCUGAGCAUUCCCAAAAGCACCGUGGUGCCGAAUGAUCACCUGUGCCUGGUGCGGAUCACUCCCCGAGCCGAUUUGUUCACUCCGACCGUCACUCCGUUCAACAGCAGCACGCUGGUCGUGAUGGUCAAACAGUGCCUGGCUAAAAGGAGAGGAAAACUCAUUGAUAAGCUCAACUCGUGGAGUCCAGGCAUCGGUCAGGACCUGCUGGCUCAGAUUGGGCUGAGCGAGGACGUCCUGACCGGUCAGGUUUAUCCUGAUCAGUACAAGCAUCUGUUCGAGCUGAUGGAGAAAUCGGAGCAGUUCACUCAGAGCUGGCUUUAUUCCGAAGUUCUGGAGAACACCAAGAACACCGGCUGCGGAUCAUAGCACGCAUGGGUGCGCCCACCGUUCUCAUGGAAACCGUGGAGAAGGAGCCAGGGAGACUCUGAGGCAUGCGAGAUGCUCAUUAUCACGUCUGCGGUAUUCGCCAGUUAGACCCUCUGAUUGGCUGGAGGAACGUUAGGGUGAUAUUUAUCCAAAGAGCGUUAGCACCUGUGCUAGCGUAGCGUGUGCUCGGUUCAGCGUCCAGAACGUGUUUAAAUAUUUAAUAACAGAAACCUUUAGGGCUGAUAAGCGCACGUUUCCAUACGGAGGUUAUAACGCUACAUAGCGCAGUUAAGGGACAGCUUUCAAUGUUAAUAAACACAUGCUGGGGAAUCCGUGCGUCUACAGGCACUCAAUCAUCCGAUCGCUGCAGAAAAUCCGAUUUGGUCGGGAAUCCAAUCGACACGUUUACAUGCGCUUGAUUAUCCAGGUAAUGGGGAACCUCCAGGUCUACGUGAGUCAGACAGUAAUCAGACGCGUGAGCCGAUAAACUCACAGAAUCAGACGCGGCGUAAACGUAACGUAAGACUCAGACUUCACACUGCGGCUAAUCUAAAACCUGAAAACGUGAACAAACGUCAUGCGGGAGAUGAAGAACAUUUAAACCCUUUAUUCAGUGUUUCGCCGUCUGAUUUCGCAGACUGAUAAAUCAGAUAGUAAGCGGAGGGAGAGUUCACCUGCACUGGGAAAUCUGAUCACUGAGCUGACCCCAGCGUCUUUACCACAUUUCUAGAUCGGAGUUUGGUGAUUACAUGACCGUUAGAAUAAUCGGAUAACUGCAGAAACCUGAUUAUGAUUGGAUUAUUGAGUGCAUGGAAGCGCACUCAGUUUCGUGGCACAGUUAAAGGAAUGUUCCGGCAUUUUUCAGCCUAAUGUCUGUUUCCCGUAUCCGUCCACAGGCUCAGCUACUGCAGACAGUAAUUUCCCUGAACCUGGAAACGAACAGAACCCAGUUGGUCAGAAUUCACUUACAAUAGAAGCCGAUGGGCUGAAUGGAUCAUUUCAAAUGAUGAUGUUCACAGCAUAUAAGUAAGAUUUGCGAGUGUGGGGAACCUUCUUAAGGUUUAGAGAACCUUCCCAUAUACUCAUAGCAUAAAAGAUUCCAUAUAGUACCAUAAAAAGGCUCCAUGAACACUUUUCGGUGCUCUAUAGAACCGUUUUGUAAGGCUCCUUUAAAACUCAUAAAGAUGGUUCUUACUAAAGACAUUGGUUCUAUACAGAUCCAGCGUUUGCAUGCUUAAGUCGUUCUCUGCAUGGUGAAACGGUUCUUCAGAUUGAUGGAAAAUACUGUAUGUUGUAUAUGGUUCUAUACAGCACCACAAAGGGUUCUGCUGUCAUUACGCUGUCAAGCUUGUGUCAGUAGAAAACCCCUUUUUGGUGCUGUAUGAAACAAUUUCAUCGUUCAGAGAACCAUUAAGCAGGCAGAUGGUUCUUUGAGUUCUUAUGGUUCUACAUGGAGCCGUUGUCUUUACUAAAGAACCCCUGAAGAAACACCUUUUCAAGAGUGUAUACAGCAGAUUUUCCAUCAUAGAGAAGAACCAUCUCACCAUGCAGAGAACCAUUUAGUUCAAAUGGUUCUAUGCAUGGUUAUUGUUCUAUGUACAAGCAUUGUCUUUAUUAAAGAACCCUUUUAGAGGGAGUACAUACAGAUUCUAUGCAAAUGUAAGGAUUUUUGAUAGAACCUUUGCGUUAUUUAGGACUUUUAAAACGUUCUUCACACUCACACGUUUCCUUUACGAUCAUUGACUGUAUUUUGAAGGGUUCCUUGAGAGGCUCUUGUGGUUCUGACGUGGCAUCAGGCACAGAACCCUUUUAUUUUGGGAGUGUAGGCUGAGGAAUACUGGAGAAUUCCUUUAAAAACUGGCCUGCGUUAUUUUAGACUUCAUGAAAACAUGAAAUCAUCAGAAGGUCGUGUGAUUGAUUAAGAUGAUCACAGCACGUGCGGUUAUUGGUUAGAGGGCUCAUUUGCAUAUUGCAGUAUAUUAUACAUUAAGGGUGGGCGAUAUGGCAAAGAUAUAACAUCACGAUACUCUACGACGUUUUUACGAUGGACCACGUGCGCAAAACAGUAGAGCUGCGUUUAAUGAUUCAUUUCAUUCAGUUCCACAUCACACAUCCUCCUCCAGGCCGCUUCUCCCUCUGGGCCACGGGGGGUGCUGGAGCCGAUCCCAGCGCUCAUCGGGCAGAAGGCAGGAUACACCCUGGACAGGUCGCUGGUCCAUCGCAGGGCAGACAGACAGACACAGGUCACUCAC
Messenger RNA from Pygocentrus nattereri (red-bellied piranha), 3772 nucleotides. It is a transcript of the gene tfb2m, whose product is annotated as transcription factor B2, mitochondrial. Gene Ontology annotation, biological process: rRNA methylation; transcription initiation at mitochondrial promoter. Bases 192 to 1520 code for a protein of 442 amino acids. NCBI's taxonomy places the organism in Eukaryota, Metazoa, Chordata, Actinopteri, Characiformes, Serrasalmidae. Gene Ontology annotation, molecular function: rRNA (adenine-N6,N6-)-dimethyltransferase activity; mitochondrial transcription factor activity. Gene Ontology annotation, cellular component: mitochondrial matrix. The transcript has 9 exons. The record is from RefSeq and is a predicted model, not a curated record.